AUGAUGUAUAAACGCAUAUUUAGGGAAGCUGUGGUGGAGGAACUAACCAUGUUGGGAGCAAGAGUCCACACAUGUGCCAGAGACGAAAAUCAGCUUCAAGAAAGCUUACGUGAAUGGCAAGCAAAAGGGUUUCAGGUUACCACUUCUGUUUGCGACGUUUCUUCUCGUGACCAACGAGAGAAACUCAUGGAGACUGUUUCCUCUAUCUUCCAAGGAAAACUCAACAUCUUCGUAAGCAAUGUCGGAACGGGUGUAGUAAAGCCGACCACAGAGUGUACGACUGAAGAAUUCUCUUUUAUAAUGGCUACAAAUCUCGAGUCAGCUUUCCAUCUCUCACAGCUCGCGCAUCCUUUGUUGAAAGCCUCUGCUUCAGGGAACAUUGUGCUCAUGUCUUCCGUUGCUGGGGUUGUGAACUUGAGUCUUACAUCCAUCUAUGGGGCAACAAAAGGAGCCAUGAAUCAGCUCGCGAGAAAUUUGGCAUGCGAGUGGGCGAGUGAUAACAUAAGGGUUAACUCUGUUUGUCCAUGGUUCAUCACAACUCCUUCAACUAAAAAUUUUCUCAGUGGUAAAGAUACAAAAGAAAAGGUGGAGAGUGUGACACCAAUGGGACGUGUUGGAGAGGCAAAUGAAGUGUCAUCGCUUGUGGCAUUUCUCUGUCUUCCUGCAGCUUCUUAUAUUACUGGUCAAACUAUUUGCGUCGACGGAGGCUUCACUAUUAACGGCUUCUCCUACAGGCCUCUGUUUUGA
Arabis nemorensis is the source of this 747-nucleotide messenger RNA. Lineage: Eukaryota; Viridiplantae; Streptophyta; Magnoliopsida; Brassicales; Brassicaceae. The record is from the annotation of a GenBank genome assembly.